Messenger RNA from Daucus carota subsp. sativus, 624 nucleotides. Its product is annotated as AT-hook motif nuclear-localized protein 17. The transcript is spliced from 2 exons. The record is from RefSeq and is a predicted model, not a curated record. Gene Ontology annotation, cellular component: nucleus. The coding region runs from base 1 to 624 and encodes 207 amino acids. Lineage: Eukaryota; Viridiplantae; Streptophyta; Magnoliopsida; Apiales; Apiaceae. Gene Ontology annotation, molecular function: DNA-binding transcription factor activity; minor groove of adenine-thymine-rich DNA binding.
AUGGCUAAAAGGAUAUCACCAUUUUAUGUACUCAUCGAUUAUAAAAGGACUUGUAUGCGAGCACUUUUAGCACGCCUCUUUCUCCACCCUAUACCGAGCCCCUUUACCAUGAAUAACUCUAGAAAUUCUUCCUCCGUGUUUGUUCCCCAAGGUUCGUCCGAGAGAGGUCCAUCCAAGCCUCGUGGACGUCCUCCUGGCUCCAAAAAUAAACCCAAAGAGUCCAAAAGAGAAACUAUGGGUAUGAAGCCUGUUACUCUCGAAGUGCCGGCUGGAGUUGAUAUAAUCACUUGGGUUACUAACUUUGCCAACUCAAAUCAAGUAUGUGUCACUGUUACUGCUGGAUUCGGCCACGUCUCACUGGCGGUUCUUAGCAACGUAUUGUCUCAAGCUCCAGUUAGACAAUAUAAGGAGUAUCUUACCGUGAAUAAUUUUUCAGGUACCUACGUGCUCUCUCCUUUGACACAGGCAACUCCAAGCUUUUUUAACGCUGCACUGAGCAGGAUGAAUGGCGAGUUAAUUGGCGGGGCAGCAUCCAGGAUGGUCACCAUGGGUAGGGUUGUUUUGAGUGCAUAUGUUUUCCGAAAUCCUCAUGUGUUUACUGUUGGGGUUGCGGAGUUCCAUUGA